AUGUCAUCACUGAUAAAAGAAGACAUGGAGAAGAAGUUAUUCAAGCCAAGAGGACAUACUUUGUACGAGUUCAUAGAGACUAAAUCCAAAACCAAGGAAAGGUAUUAUCUAUGUACAUCAGUGGCGAAACAACAGGAAGUGCACAUAACCUUGGUAAAGCACUACAGAGUAUGUCUAGAUGAAAAGUACGAAGUGGCAGAGAUAUGGCUUCUUAAGGAUAUGGAGUUCAUUGAUGGGAAAGAAGCUGAAACAGACAACUCACAUUUUGAUAUGAUGUUCGAGGAGGUUUGCAAUGUGGAAGCUUACAGCUGCGCUUCGAAAUACGCCUUUGCUCGAAGUGUAAUCAAACUAAAUACACUCUACACCAAAAGGGACAUUAAAGUGCUUAACUUUGACUCUGCCUAUAUAGAAGAUGGUGUGAUCUGGGCUUCAAACAAUGGAGACUGCUUGGUGUUAAUGAGGAUUUGCUUCUAUGCUUCCAACCUCCUCUGCCUCUCCUUGUGCCCUAUGCCUUAACACAAGUUCCAUCAGAGGAUGGCAUCCCAUCAGUCAUGAUUCAGGAUAUCUUGUAAGAUUUUCUGUUAAACAGAAUCAUUUUUGCAUAGCUGCUAAAGGCACCUCAUCAGCAAAUGUAAUCAUAUUCUUUAUAUUAAAACAAAUUAAUAACUUGUUUUUAUUUUAACAGGACUGAUAUGAUGUGAUAAACAAUGUAAUUUUGUUAUGUAAUUUCCUGGUUCUUUUAAAUAUUUUCACACCAGUAGCACUGUGUGCUAAAUUUAAUUAGAAUACAUUGUGUUUCCAUUUUAAAAGCCUAGGGAUUGUGGGACUGUUGGUUCCUAUGUAAAGGCAUAACAUAUUUUACAUACAAAAAAGUAAACUGUUGAGAAAUAAUUUGAAAAA
Bombina bombina (fire-bellied toad) is the source of this 900-nucleotide messenger RNA. RefSeq names its product exocyst complex component 1 like (gene EXOC1L). The coding region runs from base 1 to 516 and encodes 171 amino acids. The transcript has 3 exons. NCBI's taxonomy places the organism in Eukaryota, Metazoa, Chordata, Amphibia, Anura, Bombinatoridae. The record is from RefSeq and is a predicted model, not a curated record.